Molecule: messenger RNA, 1545 nt
Organism: Guillardia theta CCMP2712
Lineage: Eukaryota; Cryptophyceae; Pyrenomonadales; Geminigeraceae
Exons: 9
Coding region: 11-1534 (507 amino acids)
Biological process (GO): histidyl-tRNA aminoacylation
Cellular component (GO): cytoplasm
Molecular function (GO): histidine-tRNA ligase activity; ATP binding
Source: RefSeq, a predicted model, not a curated record
CGGCCUCGCCAUGCGAAGGGUAGUAGCGAUGCUGAUGAUAAUGGCAGCCUCUGCUCCCCGAUGUGCAGCAUUUUCUUCCAGCUUCCUUUCCUAUGAGCGUCGAGGAUCACAGGCUUUCAAGAUGCUUUCGAGGCAGUCUACGCGAUCAUUCUCUGUCUCCAUGUCGGGAACCUCGCAGGGAAGGGCAAGCGCGGCGGUAGCUCAGAGCAAGGAGAAGUCAACCGGCAAGAAAGAAAAGCUAGAUCUGAAGCCUCCCAAGGGGACGAGAGACUUCUACCCCGAGGACAUGAGGAUGAGAAACUGGCUCUUUGGCCACUGGAAGGAUGUUGCUCGCCUGCACGGGUUCGAAGAAUACGAUGCGCCUGUGCUGGAGAGCGAGGAAUUGUACAUAAGGAAGGCGGGCGAGGAGGUCACCCAGCAGCUCUACAACUUCGAGGACAAGGGGGAGAGGAGAGUCUCACUGAGACCGGAGAUGACGCCUUCUCUUGCUCGCAUGGUCAUGGCCAGGGGAAAAUCGCUGACGUUGCCGGUGAAAUGGUUCAGCAUCCCUCAGUGCUGGAGGUACGAGCGGAUGACGCGAGGGAGGCGUCGAGAGCACUACCAGUGGAACAUGGACAUAUGGGGUGUGCCGGGCAUCGAAGCUGAGGCGGAGCUGCUGUCCGCCAUCGUAACUUUCUUCAAGAGGGUCGGCAUCACAAGCCAGGACGUUGGGAUCAAAGUGAACUCCAGAGCUGUCCUUUCUGAAGUCCUGACGGCCAUGGGAGUUCCUGCUGACAAGUUCGCGGCCACCUGUGUGCUGGUGGACAAGCUGGAGAAGGUGAAGCUGGAUGACAUCCGCGGGGAGAUGCAGGAGCUCGGGCUCACGGACGAGAUCAUCACCAAGCUCGUUGCCACCUUGUCCAUCAAGGAUCUUGACGCCCUAGAGCAAACACUCGGGAACGGCUCCAAGGCGCUGGCUCAGCUGAAGCAGCUCAUGGAGUAUGCGGAGGCUUACGGGUUCAGAGACUGGCUCAUUUUUGACGCCUCUGUGGUCCGAGGACUCGCAUAUUAUACUGGGGUCGUGUUCGAAGGUUUCGACCGCAAGGGAGAGCUCCGUGCGAUCUGUGGAGGAGGGCGAUACGAUGAGCUCCUUGCAACGUUCGGAGGGGAGCCGCUUCCUGCCGUUGGGUUCGGGUUCGGGGACGCGGUGAUCGCAGAGCUGCUCAAGGACAGGAAUCUGCUCCCGAACUUUGACAACAACAAGGUCGACGUCGUUGUCUUCCCUCUCUCCCCAUCGGUGUAUGCCUCCGCGGCUGCCGUCUCGGGGGUCGUGCGAUCCAAGUCGAUCUCCUCCGAUCUUGUCCUGGAGGACAAGAAGAUGAAGUGGGCGUUCAAGCACGCUGAGAGGCUCGGAGCAUCGCACCUGGUGAUCAUAGGCGAGGACGAGAUUGCCAAGGGGAUCGUGCAGGUCAAGAACCUUGCUAAGGGAGAGCAGGUGGAGGUGGAGGUCAGCAAGGUGUCGGACUUCAUCGCUGAACAACUUGCGAGUAGUUAGUGAUAAUUCGC